Coregonus clupeaformis (lake whitefish) is the source of this 4331-nucleotide messenger RNA. It is a transcript of the gene arhgap24, whose product is annotated as Rho GTPase activating protein 24. Gene Ontology annotation, biological process: negative regulation of ruffle assembly; negative regulation of Rac protein signal transduction; activation of GTPase activity. Gene Ontology annotation, cellular component: focal adhesion. The record is from RefSeq and is a predicted model, not a curated record. Gene Ontology annotation, molecular function: GTPase activator activity. The coding region runs from base 905 to 3259 and encodes 784 amino acids. The transcript has 12 exons. NCBI's taxonomy places the organism in Eukaryota, Metazoa, Chordata, Actinopteri, Salmoniformes, Salmonidae.
AGAGGGGGGCUGGCUCACUGUUCACAGCUUAGUCAUACUGCUCACCCUUCAUCUGCAGACUUCCUCAAACACACUCACACAAACACCCGCUCCUCCUGUUCCCCCUCCCUCUCCUCCGUCCUACUCUCUCUCCUUUUGCAGCUCGUCAAGCUGUGGCUAGGAAGGCAGGGUCACUCUGCUGGACUGCAUGCUGCUCUGCUCACAGACAGCUUAGCUCACUCGGUGACUAAGUUGAGUGUGGACAGUGUGUUGACUCAGGCUGGGGAAGACAGUGCUGUGACUCUGAUGUAUUGCGUGGACUGCACUCCCUGCCUCUGGAGCCCCCAUGUGGUUUUAGGCUGCUGCUCUGCUGAGCUCGGUUGCGGCUGCCGUCCAUCCGUGCUGUCCUGUCCCCACGGAGACCUACCCAGCAGACAGAUGGUCUGAGCAGUCAAGGGAAAAGUUUAUAACAGCAACUCGUUGGUUCCAGGCACGAUCACAGAGAACCAGUCUGAGUGUCUCUCUCUCUCUCUCUCUCUCUCUCUCUCUCUCUCUUCUCUCUCUCUCUCUCUCUCUCUCUCUCUCUCUCUCUCUCUCUCUCUCUCUCUCUUUCUCUCUCUCUCUCUCGCUCUCUCUCCAGUCAGCCCACUCACAGCUCUCUGAGGCAGCUGACCAUCUCUAUGGAAGUGGCAACAGCAACAGGAGCGCUCUGGCUGAAGAGGUAGAGAUUCUCUCCUUCUCUCUCUCAGAUCUCUCUUUCUGAGUAACGGGACUAACUGUGGAUUAGGAUCUUUUUGGGGAUUAGGGACUUUACACGUCACACCUGGAUGUUACUGAGAGGCUGAUUUCUAGGGGCGAUCUUCUGGAGAUCUAGCGGGGGAUCUUCUGGAGAUCUAACGGGGGAUCUUCUUGUCUGACCACAACCAUGGAGGAGCAGGCGGUGUCCAAGAGCAGUCCACAGCAUGGCCGAGGCCUGGGCAGGCAGAAUGUCGUCAGGUGUGGCUGGCUGAGGAAGCAGGGAGGCUUUGUGAAGACUUGGCACACACGCUGGUUCGUACUUCGCGGGGAACAGCUACACUAUUACAGAGACGAGGAGGAGACUAAAGCCCUGGGUACCAUUCUGUUACCUGGAAACAGAGUCACUGAGCAUCCAAGCUAUGGUGACGAGGGGGGAAAAUUCCUGUUUGAGGUCGCUGCAGGGGGAGACAGGGAACGGAUGACAGCGAAUCAUGAGACCUACCUUCUUAUGGCCAGCACCCAGAAUGACAUGGAGGAUUGGGUGAAGACCAUACGCAGGGUCAUAUGGGCCCCCUUUGGUGGAGGUAUCUUUGGUCAGAAGCUGGAGGAGACGGUACAGUAUGAGAGGCGUUAUGGGAGCAGGCAGGCUCCCAUGCUGGUGGAGCAGUGUGUGGACUUUAUACGCAAGUCGGGCCUACGGGAGGAAGGACUCUUCAGGCUACCAGGGCAGGCCAACCUAGUCAAAGAGCUGCAGGAUGCCUUCGACUGCGGAGAGAAGCCCUCCUUCGACUGUAAUACAGAUGUCCAUACAGUAGCCUCUCUACUAAAGCUGUAUCUCAGAGAGCUACCAGAACCAGUCAUCCCUUUCUCCAAGUUUGACGAGUUCCUCUCCUGCACCAAGCUGCUCAGCAAGGACGAGGAAUCUGGAAUGAAGGAACUGAAAAGACAAGUGGAAUGUCUACCUCCAGUCAACUACAAUCUGCUGCAGUACAUAUGCAGAUUUUUAGAUGAAGUCCAGUCCUAUUCAGGUGUGAAUAAAAUGUGUGUCCAGAACCUGGCCACAGUCUUUGGUCCAAAUAUACUACGGCCAAAGAUUGAAGACCCUGUAGCAAUCAUGGAAGGUACAGUGCUGGUACAGCAGCUGAUGUCUGUUCUGAUUGGUCGUCACGACGUGUUGUUCCCCAGAGACGAGGACAGUCCCAAGACACUGGAGCUGGUCAACAACAACAACGAGGUCCAGAGGAGGCUGACCCAGAUGGUGCCGACGGGACAGACCACAGAACAGAACAACAAUACCCAAAUACCCCAGCAGAGGGUGAAACAGUGUUGCUGGGAGACCCCCGAGUCGCCCCACCGCCAGCCCCCGGUAACGUUAGACAACAACGGCUCCGGUUCACCUCGCUCAGCCAGCCCACGUAACGGCCAUGUUACCGGGCGCUUCGACCUGGCCCGCAGCCCGCCGUUAACCGUUAAGAAAAACCCGGCGGUCUCCAAGGGCAGCGGCGUGGUCACCAACGGCUCGUUUAGUUGUUCCCCCUCUGGAGACGCAGCCAACCAGGAGAAGAGCCAGACUCUGCCCGGUAACACAGGAGGCAUCAGCGGCCUCCAGGCCAGGCGCACCCUGAAGGGCUCGGGCACCAAGAUGGGCACCAGCGGGGUCCCUAACGGAGGUGUCCGCAUGGGUGUGUCAAGUACUGACGUGGUGAACGGUACCCUGAACGGGCGUAAUGGGCUGUGGGUGCCCAAUGGCUACCCGGUCACCUUACGAGACAGCAAGUCUCGGGACUGUGGAGAGCAGACGGCGUCCCAGAACCGGCUGUCCACCUAUGACAACGUCCAGCAACAACAACAACAACAACAGUUACAGAAUCAACAACAGCCGUGUCUCAUCUCUAGCUGUGAGGACAAGCAGAGCGUGGACAGUGCUACUUGGUCCACCUCCUCCUGUGAGAUCUCUCUUCCGGACAACUCCACGUCCUGCCGUUCCUCCACCACCACCUGCCCAGAACAGGACUUCUACGGCGGGCUGGGCCUCUACGAGGACCCCUUGCUGCUGCCGGAUGGACCUAGGGGCCUGUCCUCCCUCGACGAGCAGCCCCAGCCGGGCGGGGACGUGGAGGGGGAGCGGAGGAACGGUGGUGGAGGGAGGGGUAGUGGAGCCACCAGCAGCAGUGACAACAGUGAGAUGUUCCUCGUCAGUAACGGACCCAGUAGUCACAGUGCUCUACACAGCCUGGUGGUCAGUCUGAAACAGGAGAUGCAGAAGCAGAAGACAGAGUACGAGGCCAGGAUAACUAGCCUGGAGCACCGUAACCUGGAGUUGGAGACUGAGAUGGGGACUCUUCACGAGGAGCUGAACCAGGAGAGGAAGAAGGUCACCAUGGUGGAGAUCAAGUUGCGUAACGCAGAGCGGGCCAAGGAUGACGCAGAGAAGAGGAACGAGAUGCUGCAGAAAGAGAUGGAACAGUUCUUCUCCACCUUCGGAGAUCUGACCGCCGAUCCGCGCAGGCCCGACCGGGCCAAUACCAUCUGGAUCCAGUGAGGUGGUGUGGCAGUGUAGGGUGGACUGUGCCAUUUUAAUCGAAUGAGAGGGGGUGGGAGAAUGUACUAAUGACUUGGAGACAUAUUGAAAGGGACAGUACCAUCUGGAUCUGGUGAGGGGGGUGUGUACCACCCUGGGAGGUGAGAGAAAGUGGGAGAAUGUACUGAGGAGACAGUUUGACGGACUGUACCACCUGAAUCUAGUGCGAGGGAGUGUGGCAGUACAGGGUGGAAUGUGCCAUUUUAUUCUAGUGAGAGGGGGUGUGGCAGUGCAGGGUGGACUGUGCCAUUUUAUUCUAGUGAGAGGGGGUGUGGCAGUGCAGAGUGGACUGUGCCAUUUUAAUCUAGUGAGAGGGGGUGUGGCAGUGCAGGGUGGAUGGCGCCAUUUUAUUCUAGUGAGAGGGGGUGUGGCAGUGCAGGGUGGAAUGUGCCAUUUUAUUCUAGUGAGAGGGGAUGUGGCAGUGCAGGGUGGAUGGCGCCAUUUUAUUCAAGUGAGAGGGGGUGGGAGUAUCUACUAAGGCAGGGUUUCCCAAACUCGGUCCUCGCCACCCAUGGGGUGCACGUUUUGGUUUUUGCCCUAGCACUACAGAGCUGAUUCAAAUAAUCAAUUAAUAAUCAAGCUUUGAUGGCAAAAACCAAAACGUGCACCCCCUGGGGUCCCCAGGACUGGGUUUGGGAAAUCCUGUACUAAGAAGUAGAAAAAGCAUUGAGAGGGACAAUAGCGUCUGAAAGUAAGAGACAUAUGGAUUCAGUGUGUAGUGGAACAGGGUGCAUGCCGCUGGACCUCAACCAUGCUGACUGACUGUGGCAAUAUGACUGAAGAUGUCAGGCGGCUGGUUACCUGCCUAAUAAAGACUAUACCCAGCCUAUACGUGGACUCCUGAAAGACUACACUACCCAUAAAACCCUUCUCCUUCCCCAUUUUCCUUCAAGAUCCAAUCAAAUAUAUAAUCAACCCUGUUACACGUUAUCAUGUAUCUGCCUGUGUAUAUAGAGGAAAAACAAUGCUGAAGAAAAGUUAUGUAUGUAAAAAAAAAAUUUUUUAUUUAAACGACAUAACUAUCCAUUUUCAA